This is a messenger RNA of Penaeus chinensis, 2185 nucleotides long. RefSeq names its product heat shock 70 kDa protein cognate 4-like. The transcript is spliced from 3 exons. Lineage: Eukaryota; Metazoa; Arthropoda; Malacostraca; Decapoda; Penaeidae. Gene Ontology annotation, biological process: vesicle-mediated transport; protein refolding; cellular response to unfolded protein. Gene Ontology annotation, cellular component: cytoplasm; cytosol; nucleus. Gene Ontology annotation, molecular function: misfolded protein binding; ATP hydrolysis activity; ATP-dependent protein folding chaperone. Bases 119 to 2023 code for a protein of 634 amino acids. The record is from RefSeq and is a predicted model, not a curated record.
GCUACAAACAGUGCAAACACAACACAAAGUCCUCCUCACUCGGAGAUAAAUAUCCUAAAGUUAUUGCAAACCUCACACUGAAAUAAGAAUUUAUCACGAGAUUGUGCUUUCGUUCAGCAUGGCAACUCCAGCUAUCGGAAUCGACCUGGGCACCACGUACUCGUGCGUGGGCGUGUUCCAGCACGGCAAGGUCGAGAUCAUCGCCAACGACCAGGGCAACAGGACCACGCCCUCCUACGUCGCCUUCACCGACACAGAGAGACUCAUCGGAGACGCCGCCAAGAAUCAGGUGGCCAUAAAUCCGAGCAACACAGUAUUCGAUGCUAAACGUCUGAUCGGUCGGAAGUUCGACGAUGCAACUGUUCAGAAUGACAUGAAGCACUGGCCUUUCACUGUGAUCAGCGAGGGCGGCAAGCCAAAGUUGAGAGUGGAAUUCAAGGGAGAAAGCAAGACUUUCAACCCUGAGGAGAUCUCUUCCAUGGUGCUGACCAAGAUGAAGGAGACAGCCGAAGCCUACAUGGGGAACAGUGUAAAGGACGCCGUGAUCACGGUGCCCGCCUACUUCAACGACUCUCAGCGACAAGCCACCAAGGACGCAGGAACCAUCGCGGGCAUCAACGUUCUUAGGAUCAUCAAUGAACCCACAGCCGCCGCCAUUGCUUAUGGACUGGACAAGAAAAGCGUAGGAAAAGGAGAGCGAAACGUGUUGAUCUUCGACCUGGGAGGCGGAACCUUCGACGUGUCCAUCCUCAGCAUCGAUGACGGAGUGUUCGAGGUCAAGGCAACAGCCGGCGACACACAUUUGGGAGGCGAAGACUUCGAUAACAGGAUGGUUAGUCACUUCACUCAAGAGUUUCAUAGGAAGUUCAAGAAGGAUCUUACCACCAACAAACGCGCACUUCGACGUCUUCGAACCGCUUGUGAACGAGCCAAGCGAACUCUGUCGUCGUCCACACAAGCCAGUCUGGAAAUUGAUUCUCUGUUCGAAGGCAUUGACUUUUACACUUCUAUCACCCGUGCAAGAUUUGAAGAACUUUGUUCUGACCUUUUCCGAGGAACUCUAGAUCCCGUGGAGAAAGCUCUACGAGAUGCUAAGUUAGACAAGACAAGCAUUCACGAAAUCGUGUUGGUAGGUGGAUCCACACGCAUCCCCAAAGUACAAAAACUACUUCAAGAUUUCUUCAAUGGAAAGGAACUGAACAAGUCCAUCAACCCAGAUGAAGCUGUUGCUUACGGUGCCGCAGUUCAGGCAGCUAUUUUACGUGGUGAUCAAUCCGAGACUGUGAAAGACAUGUUACUUCUUGAUGUGAUUCCACUUUCAAUGGGUCUUGAGACAGCUGGAGGAGUCAUGACAGUGCUUAUCAAGCGCAACACCACAAUUCCCACCAAACAUUCUCAGACCUUCACUACAUAUUCUGACAAUCAACCAGGUGUUCUCAUUCAGGUAUACGAAGGCGAACGAGCCAUGACCAAGGAUAACAAUUUGUUGGGCAAGUUUGAAUUGAGUGGCAUUCCUCCAGCUCCUCGUGGAGUGCCCCAGAUCGAAGUCACUUUCGACGUGGACGCCAAUGGUAUCCUCAACGUGACAGCGGUAGACAAAUCCACAGGGAAGGAGAACAAGAUCACCAUUACCAAUGACAAGGGUCGUCUUAGCAAAGAGGAAAUCGAGAGAAUGGUCAACGAGGCAGAAUCGUAUCGGGAACAAGACGCUAAACAACGAGAUCGCAUUGAAGCCAAGAACCGACUUGAGUCACUUUGUUUCAGUGUCAAAUCAUCCGUUAAUGAACCUUCAGUGUGUGACAAGGUGUCUCCCGAUGAAAAGCGUCAUGUGGAAGACAAGGCAGAAGAAGCGUUGAGGUGGCUGGACGCCAAUCAGUUGGCAGAGAAGGAAGAAUACGAGUACAAGAUGAAGGAAUUGGAACAGGUGUGGCGGCCAAUAGCGAGUAAAAUCCAUGGAUCAGCUGGAUCCCCUGGAUACAGUGGCUCCCCAGGAAACGGUCCGACUGUGGAAGAAGUUGACUAAAUAUUCUUAGUUUUUAUUCAAAUUAUGAAUACAAAUGUUCUUGUAUACAUCUAUAUCCAUGUAAUCACAGGAAGAUUUGACUCUGCAUUGUGAAUGUGAAUACUGCCCGGUUAUUUUAUGUAUUUUUAUAUUUUUGAAUAAUAAAAAAACUUAUUAAAGAAA